Molecule: messenger RNA, 195 nt
Organism: Ambispora leptoticha
Lineage: Eukaryota; Fungi; Glomeromycota; Glomeromycetes; Archaeosporales; Ambisporaceae
Source: the annotation of a GenBank genome assembly
AUGCGUGAGUGUAUUUCUAUCCACGUUGGUCAAGCUGGUGUUCAAAUCGGUAACGCCUGCUGGGAACUCUAUUGUCUUGAACACGGUAUUCAGCCUGAUGGUCAAAUGCCAUCUGAUAAAGCUGGUGGUGGAGGUGAUGAUUCAUUCAACACUUUCUUCUCUGAAACCGGUGCCGGCAAACACGUUCCUCGCACG